Molecule: messenger RNA, 696 nt
Organism: Saccharomyces kudriavzevii IFO 1802
Lineage: Eukaryota; Fungi; Ascomycota; Saccharomycetes; Saccharomycetales; Saccharomycetaceae
Product: N-acetyltransferase family protein
Exons: 1
Coding region: 1-696 (231 amino acids)
Molecular function (GO): acyltransferase activity, transferring groups other than amino-acyl groups
Source: RefSeq, a predicted model, not a curated record
AUGGAAGCCCGAUCCACUGAAUGGAAAUCAACUGCAAAUUUACAUGAUGGACCUGCUUUUUUCAAACCACUAGCUCAAACUAUCGAGCCACUACAGUUUAAGCUUAUCGAAUCGGACAUUGUAGCAACUGCAUUUCCAGUAUUCAAUGCCCAAUACGUACCGGAGUCGCUUAUUGACUACAUUUUUGACUUAUUUAAUUUGGAAAUUGAAUGUGGCAAGACCUAUCCACAAUUGGAGAAAUUGACCAAACAGGAUUUUCUGAAUUAUUGGUUCCACUCAUUUACAGUUAUUGUUUUGCGAACUGAUAAGAAAUUUAUCGAAGACGGUCAAGACUGGCGUUCGGUCCUCUUAGGUACGUUUUACAUCAAGCCUAAUUAUUCUCCGCGUUGCUCGCACAACUGUAACGCAGGUUUUUUAGUGAACACUUAUCAUAGGGGCAAAAAGGUUGGCUAUAGGCUUGCACAGGUAUACUUAAACUGGGCUCCCUUGUUGGGAUACAAAUAUUCUAUUUUCAACCUUGUAUUUGUUACCAACCAAGCUAGUUGGAAAAUCUGGGACAAAUUGAACUUCCAAAGAAUUGGGUUGGUUCCCCGUGCAGGGAUUUUAAAAGAUUUUGCCGAGCCUAUAGAUGCCAUCAUUUACGGUAAAGAUUUGACAAAUAUAGAACCUGAACUUCUUUCCAUGGAACACUUAUAG